Molecule: messenger RNA, 2280 nt
Organism: Thermothelomyces thermophilus ATCC 42464
Lineage: Eukaryota; Fungi; Ascomycota; Sordariomycetes; Sordariales; Chaetomiaceae
Exons: 4
Coding region: 614-1990 (458 amino acids)
Molecular function (GO): protein dimerization activity
Source: RefSeq, a predicted model, not a curated record
GUCUCUCGUUGCAGUAUUCCAGCUUCGUCUUGAUUCCACGAAUUCUCUCCGGAGGGUAUACAUUCCCGCACUGUCCCACGAUAAUCAAUCGAUAUUGGGAGCCCGCCACUCCCCGGACCUUGUUCCUGGCCUCUCUAUUGACCUAGAUCGGCCGCCCACAACCCACACAUCCGCAAACGCAGUGCACCACUGUCUUCAGCCCUCCUUGCCUGCUCGACAGGCAGUUUUCUGUCAACAGCUUUCGAUACCGGUCCCCAGUUGUGCCGCGCAGCUCCUCAGCCUUACAGCGACGGCUCGGAGUCGCCCUUCUUCCCCUACCAAUCCCCGGGGGCCUCGAAUAGCAUCAGGUCCAGGGCGGACGCCUUCGACCCAAAGCUAUCUAUCCAAUACCGGCGUUCUAGUUCACGCGGCGAUCCCUCACCCGAAAGGAACGCGCCUGUACCUGUGGCGAAUUUGCGUCUCGGUCUUGUUCAAGUUGAGAAGCUUGCCUCGACCUGAACAUCAGACACGAUUACCUUCUCCCGGGGUCGAAUCAAGGUGUAAAGGUCGGCCUCAGAGCUUAGGACUCGGCUUCCCGAUAAUCCCGGCCGGCCCCGCGGCAUGAAGGGUUGUGAUGGAUUCGGGUCCACUUAGAAACGCCGAGUUCUUCUCGAUGCCUAACAACCAAGCGGUCGAUCCUAUUGACCAACGCUCCGUGGCGAGAACCUCAGUGCAACAGCCUUCUCUCUGGGACACAGCGGGGUUGAAGCUAAACGCGGGUCUGACCAUGUCGCCUUCGGCCGGUACAACCCUGUCACUCGAUUCCCUUCCGCGACCGUCCCCUUCUACCGGACUCACGACCGUGUCCCCUAGUCUCUCGACUGCUUCACAAACGCCGGCGCAGGGAAUCCGGUCCGGGCCUGGGUUUCCGACUCGGCGCCGCCUAAGGACACGGGAUGGGCAUGAGAGGAAACGGUCCAGAUUAAGCAUGGACGAGGAAAGUCCGCUCGAAUCGGUCGAUUACUGGCUCAACUUCGACAAGGAGGACGGCUUGCCCAGCGUAUCUGAGACGGCCGGGCCUCGGAGGCCAGAUCUUGACAGCAAAAAUAAGAUUCCCACGACGGACGGGGCUUCUGAAUCAAUACCCGCACCUUCCGCCAAUGAUGUCGACGAGUUCCUGGACGACAGUGCCCUUGACAAUGCGCUAUCGGACGACGACGGCUUCUCCUCCAUCAACCUUACCGACCAACUUUCCAAAGUCGACACUGCACCACCUCAGGACGUGCCGCCACGAGAGGGCCUGUAUUCGACGCCCUUGAGUUGGGAGAGACCACAGCCGGGGAUACGUAUGGACCCGCUGGUUGGACUCAAUACCACCUCGUUGAAUGAAGCCGAGCAAAGGCGAUUAAUUGCCAUUGCCAUGAACCCGGGAUCGAGGAUGGGAGGCCUUGGGUCAAACAUCAACUUCAAUUUUACCGGGAUGAGUGCUACUAUGCCCAUGUCGUUUGGUGCUACACUGGGAGGCACAAGCACACCUCAGGGUCCGAAGCCCGUCUCUCCGCCUCAGCCGCCCGCAGCGCAACCACGCGCCGGGCAGUCUACGGCGCCAAAGAAGCAGGCGAGUACCGGUGAAAAGAGCAAGGAGAAGCCGAAGACGGGCGAGCGGGCGGCGCAUAACGAUAUUGAGCGAAAGUACCGGACAAAUUUGAAGGACAAAAUCGCGGAGCUACGAAAUGCGGUCCCAUCACUUCGAACAGUCUCGGAAGAAGGCGGCGAUGACGAUGAGACACAGCAGUCUAGGGCGGCUAAAGUCAGCAAGGGCACCGUCCUCGCAAAAGCGAUCGAGUACAUCCACCAACUUGAACGACGGAAUAAGGAGAUUGUAGAAGAGCACCGGGAGCUCUCUCGUCGCCUUCAAGCUUUUGAGCAAUUAUUAAGUGCCGCGGCUCAGCAAGCAUACACCAUGCCAGCCUACAGCAGAACACUAUUCGAUCCAAGAGGCUUCUGCUAGCAACACCCACCCCACUCACUUUCUCCGAUCAACCCCUGUAUAUACUUGUCUCCUUUCCUGAUCUUCAGCCUAUUGUUUUCGCGUAGAUACGCUGGUCGUUACUACCGCUGGGCAUGGAACGGCAACGGAAGAAAAAAAAUAAAGAAGUGGACACGCAUGAGCAUACCUCGUGGUCGGCCCGUUGGCGUAGAAUAUAUACUAUCUUCUCGCCGCAUGUUCGCACUAGCAAUGCUCAGAAGCGAGAAGCGGGGGAACUUACGAAGGAGCGUCUACACGCUUGCUACGUCCUG